Messenger RNA from Camellia sinensis, 1365 nucleotides. Its product is annotated as heavy metal-associated isoprenylated plant protein 26. Lineage: Eukaryota; Viridiplantae; Streptophyta; Magnoliopsida; Ericales; Theaceae. Gene Ontology annotation, molecular function: metal ion binding. The record is from RefSeq and is a predicted model, not a curated record.
CUUUUCCUCAAUAGCAGCUACAAAAGGAGUGUAUCAUCAUUCUUAAUCGUUAAAUCGAAGAAAUUCAACUUUGCUCCGAGCUUUGUGUUUUUCUCUUUCUUCAACAACUUGUUUGUAGAGUGAGUCGAGAUGGGAGUUCUUGAUCAUAUCUCCGAUAUGUUCGAUUGCUCUGGUCAUGGUCGCAGUCACAGUUUCAAAAAACGCAGACCAUUGCAGACGGUGGAGAUAAGGGUGAAGAUGGACUGCGAAGGAUGCGAGAGGAAAGUGAAGAGAGCGGUGGAGGGAAUGAAAGGUGUACAGUCGGUGGACGUGGACCGAAAACAGCACAGGCUGACAGUCGCCGGAUAUGUGGACCCCGACAAGGUGGUGGCCCGCGUGGCUCAUCGGACGGGUAAGAGGGCCGAGAUCUGGCCUUACGUACCCUACGAUGCGGUGGAACACCCUUAUGCACCUGGGGUGUACGACAGGAAAGCACCAGCUGGGUACGUGCGAUAUUCUGAGGACCCACGUGUCAAUCAGCUCGCACGUGCCAGCUCUACUGAAGUUCGCUACACCACUGCUUUCAGUGAUGAAAACCCUGCUGCAUGUGCUGUCAUGUGAUCGUCAUACUUAAAUAAAUAUCACCCCCCCAAAAAAAAAAAAAAAAAAAAAAAAAUUUACUAGAUCACCCUUUUGUUGUAUAUAUACAAGAGAAUUGCAAAUUAGUUAGAAUAAGUAAAAAUAAUUGUAAAAAUAUAGAGGAACGAGUGGGGUAUGUGUUCUGGUGUAAGUCAGAUCAUAGUUUUCACGAGUACUUCUAUAAUUUUGCAAUUACUUUUUUUUAUUUCUACUAAUUUACAAUUUCUUCUAUAUAUAAUAUGGUUAAUGGGGUAUUCAAAAUCUUACUCUUAUAUUCUGAUGCAUUUUUAAUCGUACAAUUGUGCGAGGAAGAGUGUAUUGGAUACAAGAAAAUGAAGAUUUUGAGUGAGGUUCUAUUCUAGCCUCUAAAAAUUGCGUCUUUUGUGGAAGAAUUGUGUGUUUUGGACUGUUAGUUUUUGUUUUAUUGCAUUAGAUAUUUUGUAGAACCCAAAAGAGACAAUUUGUUUUUGUUUUUGUUUUUGUUUUUGUUUUUUUGGUUUUUAAUUUGGUUGGUGUAUAUUGUGUUGAAUUUUAGUUUGGUUGAAGUGAAAGAGAUGAAUGUUGAAAUGUAAACAAAUGGGUUGUCAUCCUUUUACGUUUGAUUUUUUAUUGACAAAAAAUGGGGUCGUGGUUGAUGAAUGGGGUGUACCAUUCAAAAGUUUCAUCAUAUAUUAGGAGAAUUGCUUUAUGUCAAUCACAUUCAUACCCACAUGCAAUGAGAAUGGACUGGACAUUAUUGCCCUGGAA